GGGGUCUGGGAUCCGAACCCCGCGAUCGCGGCCCGCAGCGCGACCGUGAGAGAAAGUUGACCGGCGGGGCGGCUUGCUCCGCGUCCGGCCCGCGCGAGGCAGAGGUGUUUGUCUGUCCGUCCGCGCUCCGUGAUAGCCCGGGUGGGAGAUCCAGCCGCACUGCCGGGUCGCGUGGGUCAGGGCUCUUGCCCCACCCUUCCACGGGGACACGAAGUGCUAGAUCCUUAAGUGAAGUUUUGGGGGUACACAGCAAGUUGUGAAGGCCACGAGACAGUUCUGCCUUUCGCCACCACCUCGAGGUUAAAAAAUAAAUCAUGACUGAAUCUGCAUCUAGUACAAGUGGUCAGGAGUUUGAUGUGUUCAGUGUCAUGGACUGGAAGGAUGGAGUUGGUACCUUGCCAGGGAGUGACUUAAAGUUUAGGGUGAAUGAGUUCGGAGCUUUGGAAGUUAUCACAGAUGACAGUGAGAUGGACAGUGUCAAGAAAGCAACUGCCACCACCACGUGGAUGGUCCCAACUGCUCAGGAGGCCCCGACCUCCCCCCCGAGCUCCAGGCCCGUAUUUCCACCUGCCUACUGGACAUCUCCACCUGGAUGUCCCACAGUCUUUUCAGAGAAGACUGGGGUACCAUUCAGGUUGAAGGAUCAGUCAAAAGUAGAUGGGCUUCAGUUUUGUGAGAACUGCUGUCAGUACGGUAAUGGAGAUGAUUGUGUUUCUGGAGGAAACUAUUGCAGCCAGAAUUGUGCUCGGCGUGUCAAAGACAAAGAUCAGAAGGAAGAAAGAGAUGGAGUUGAAGACAAUGAGGAUGAGGAUCCUAAGUGUAGCCGGAAGAAAAAACCAAAAUUAUCUCUGAAAGCUGACUCCAAGGAGGAUGCAGAAGACAGAGAUGAUGAAAUGGAGAACAAACAAGAUGGAAGGAUCCUCAGGGGUUCCCAGCGAGCCAGAAGGAAAAGACGUGGAGACUCAACUGUCUUAAAGCAGGGUUUGCCUCCUAAAGGCAAGAAAACCUGGUGCUGGGCUUCCUACCUAGAGGAGGAGAAAGCUGUGGCAGUGCCUGCAAAACUGUUCAAAGAGCACCAGUCCUUUCCAUACAACAAAAAUGGAUUCAAAGUCGGAAUGAAGCUGGAAGGUGUAGACCCGGAGCACCAGUCUGUCUACUGUGUCCUCACCGUGGCCGAGGUUUGUGGAUAUCGGAUAAAGCUUCACUUUGAUGGAUAUUCUGAUUGCUAUGACUUCUGGGUAAAUGCAGAUGCUCUGGACAUCCACCCAGUCGGGUGGUGUGAGAAAACGGGUCAUAAACUCCAGCCUCCAAAAGGGCAUAAAGAAGAAGAAUUUAAUUGGCAGUCCUACCUUAAGACGUGCAAAGCCCAGGCUGCUCCCAAGUCAUUAUUUGAAAACCAGAACAUAACAGCGAUCCCAUCAGGCUUUCGAGUUGGAAUGAAGCUUGAGGCUGUAGACAAAAAGAACCCUUCCUUCAUCUGCGUUGCUACGGUAACAGAUAUGGUGGACAACCGUUUCCUGGUACAUUUUGACAACUGGGAUGAGAGCUAUGACUAUUGGUGUGAAUCAUCCAGUCCACACAUCCAUCCCGUUGGUUGGUGUAAAGAACAUAGAAGAACCCUUAUUACUCCACCAGGUUAUUCACACGUGAAACACUUUUCUUGGGAUAAAUAUUUAGAAGAAACCAAUUCUUUACCUGCUCCUGCAAGAGCUUUCAAAGUGAAACCUCCACAUGGGUUCCAGAAAAAAAUGAAGCUUGAAGCUGUAGACAAAAGAAAUCCCUUGUUUAUCAGAGUAGCAACUGUAGCGGAUACAGAUGAUCACCGGAUCAAGGUUCAUUUUGAUGGCUGGAGCAGUUGCUAUGACUACUGGAUAGAUGCAGACUCUCCAGAUAUUCACCCUGUAGGCUGGUGUUCCAAAACUGGACACCCUCUUCAAGCUCCACUAAGUCCUGCAGAAUUAAUGGAGCCAUCAGAAACCGGGGGAUGUCCAACUCUAGGCUGCAAGGGGAUUGGUCACUUUAAAAAAUCGAGAUACCUGGGCACUCAGAGUGGUGCCAACUGCCCCUAUUCAGAAAUCAACUUGAAUAAAGACCGAAUUUUUCCAGACCGCCUAAGUGGUGAGAUGCCGCCAUCUAGUCCAUCGUUUCCGAGAAGUAAAAGGACAGAUACAAGUGAAAGCUCAUCGUCUGCUGAAACCAGGGAACAUCGUGCUGGUGACGUCAAAGAAGACUCUGCAGAGAAAAGAGAAAAUCAAGUGAGGACAUCAGCUGAAGCCAAAGUUGUUCGGGAGGAGCCUACCCACACUAUACAACAGGCUCAGCAGGUACAGCAGGCUCAACCAGUACAGCAAGUACAGCAGGCUCAGCCUGCCCAGCAGCCUCCACAAGCACAGCUGCCUCAGCAGACACUGAAGGCUCAACAGACCCAGCAGCCUCAGCAGGCCCAGCCUCCUCAGCAGCUUCAACAGGCUCAACCGACUCUACAGCCUCAGCAGGCCCAGCUGCCUCAACAGACUCCGCAAGCUCAGCAGACCCCGCAGGCCCAGCAGCCUCAGCCCACUCCUCAGGCCCAGCAGGCCCAGCAGGCUCAGCGGAGGUCAGCUGUCUUUCUCUCCUUUAAGCCCCCAAUUCCUUGCCUGCCCUUGCGCUGGGAGCAGCAAAGCAAGCUUCUUCCGACCGUUGCUGGAAUCCCUGCCAGUAGAGUUUCCAAGUGGAGCACAGAUGAGGUGUCAGAAUUCAUUCAGAGCUUGCCUGGGUGUGAAGAACACGGAAAGGUGUUUAAGGAUGAACAAAUUGAUGGAGAAGCGUUUUUGCUCAUGACCCAAACAGACAUUGUGAAAAUUAUGAGCAUUAAGCUGGGCCCAGCUCUCAAAAUUUUCAAUUCUAUCCUGAUGUUUAAAGCGGCAGAGAAGAAUUCCCACAAUGAACUGUGAAGAUGUUGAAUUUGGGUACCAUCAGCUUCCGCUUUAAUGCUCAUCACGUUUAUUCAAAGCACAAGGAUGGUUCUAGCUCCUGAGAGAGAAGUCUCCAGGACUCACAAGAGCAGCACUAUGUAUGGGAUUCCAUCCGUCCCUCCAGACUGCAUAUGCAUUCUUAGGAAAGGCCUGGGCUGUCCAGCGCUGUCCAGCAACGGUCAUCUUUCAGUUCUGCUCACUGAGCUAAACUUACCUUUGUAAAUCUUUUGGAGGUGGGAGGAGGGUGGGGAAAGGGGGGCUUCAUUAUUUAUGGAUGGGGGGGCAAAAUAAGAACUUUUGGCAUUUUGUAAACAUUGUUGGAUUCUCUUUCAUGUACACUUUCUGUUUUUCAAUACUUUCAGAAACCUUUUUAUAUAACUGAAUUUCAACCAAAACCAAAUCCGUUGAAACCUGGCUGAGUUUAGCCUGGGACUCCUGUCAGUCGUGUUCGCCCUGUGCCAUAUUUGGAAUUGCAGCAUUAGCCAAGUGUAACUCUGCGAGUCACAAUAUUGCCUAACUGUGUGUCAUCCUUUGUUGGGACUGAAAAACUGUAAAUACUACCUUUCUUUGAAUCCGUGUUUUUACUUUUGCACGCAUUAUGAAUUGUUAAACAAAUUGCUUUUCACCAGCAUCUUUACUGUUAUUACCAAAAAAAAAAAAAAAUGUAUAUAAAAGAACAGAAAUUGUGAAAUAAAAUAUAUAAACCUA
Molecule: messenger RNA, 3662 nt
Organism: Phodopus roborovskii (desert hamster)
Lineage: Eukaryota; Metazoa; Chordata; Mammalia; Rodentia; Cricetidae
Gene: L3mbtl3
Product: L3MBTL histone methyl-lysine binding protein 3
Exons: 23
Coding region: 315-2933 (872 amino acids)
Biological process (GO): regulation of DNA-templated transcription
Cellular component (GO): nucleus
Molecular function (GO): zinc ion binding; protein binding
Source: RefSeq, a predicted model, not a curated record